Molecule: messenger RNA, 576 nt
Organism: Colletotrichum navitas
Lineage: Eukaryota; Fungi; Ascomycota; Sordariomycetes; Glomerellales; Glomerellaceae
Exons: 3
Coding region: 77-310 (77 amino acids)
Source: RefSeq, a predicted model, not a curated record
AUCUAAAACAGCACACUCACACAGUAUAUUUAACCUUUUGAAAACCGCUAUAUUACCAAUUUCAACAUCCUUUAUCAUGAAGCUCGUUCUCUUUACUAUGUCUCUGCUAGCUGCAGAAUCUCUAGCGUUGCGGUGCUAUUGUAUAUACAAUCACACUAAGCAUAACACGAUCACUGGCUACGCUUGUCCACACCAGGUCGGCAUUGACCGCCACGGAACCUUCUUCUGCCAGUGGAGUAGGAGUGAACGUGAAUGGAUACAAGCCUGCGAGCGAGAAGAGAGUGGAGCCAACGGAGACUGUGUACAAUAGGACAGACCCGUCUAGCAGGUAAAGAGAAGAACUACACAGGCCUAGGAAAAAAGAGGUGUCGUGACACUGGAACCGCUUCGUGUGGCUGGUACCGGUGGUAAGCGCCACAGGCGUGGAUUACGAAUAGGUUGGCCCACAGAGAGAAGGGUAUUUCUAGGCGACGUACGUCUUGUAUUUCAGCAAUAAUACUGUAUUUGACUUGAUAUUCACCUUGGAGAAUAAGCCUAUUAAAGAAUAUCAGUACUUAUACACCUCAAGAAUCGCUG